AUGUCAAAUGAAAGCAAUUUAGAGCCAACGUUUUCGACGACAACCAUCAGUUCUGUUGCUGUUCAGGCUGGGGAUUCCAGUAUAGUUAUAGCUGUACUUAAGUGUGGAAAAUGGGUGAAUCUUCAACUGGCUGAAUCAACACCAAAUUUAUUAGAAAUUGGCAGCAAUCAAGAUGAGACUCAAAAACUAUUGCAAGAUCAUGAACUCCUCCUGGCUAAACUUAAGACUUUGGAAGACCAAGUGUGGAACCUGCUGCAUGAAGCAGACAAGGCUGCAGAGGAGAACAAAGACCAGAGCCUGGUGUAUGAUGCUAUGGCCAAGACUCUUGGGGAUGCAUGGGAUGCCCUCAUCAUUAUGCUGGAGAAGCGGAGGGCACUUCUGGAACUUACAGCAGUGUUCUUUGAAAAUGCUCUGGAGUUUGCUGUUAAAAUUGACCAAGUUGAAGAUUUCCUGAGAAAUACCCAAGAGUUUGAAAAUACUGAAUCUUUGAGAGAACUUCUUUUGCAACAAGAGCAUCAUACAAAAGAGCUCCUGGAAAGGUCACUGGCCCUCUUAAACAAAAGUCAAGAACUAACUGAAUUCAUAGAAGGAUUCAAAUCUGAGGGGCCAAAUGCAAAUCCUGAACUGAUUCAGGGAGCCCACAGCAGCUGCUUGAAAAUUGACAACCUCCUUGAACUGUUACAAGACAGGAGACGGCAACUGGACAGAGUUCUUAAACAUCAGCGCCAGGGACUGGAGCAGGUUCUACAUGUUUGUGUGUGGCACCAACAAAAGAACCAGGUAACAUCUUGGUACGAGAAGAACAUCAGAGAUUAUUUUCACAGGCAAAACCUAGGCAUUUCUUUAUUGGAAAAUGAAGAGUUAAUUCAAGAGCACAAUGAAAUGGAAGUCAAAAUGAAAGAAUGGAAUUCUACUGUGGAACUACUGAAGGCUGAAGGAUUUAAGAUCUUGCUUUGGGAGGACUCUGCAGAUAAAGAACAUCUGAAGCUUUCAAAUCAGAAAAUCUGUCUGCUGCAGGAAGAGGUGUGCUGCCGUAUGGAAGAAAGGAAGGCCCUGCUCCAAGAGGCCAAUGUUUUUUUUAAUGCUGCUAAUAAGGCCCUUGGUGCUCUUGAAGAUAUUGAGAUUCACCUUAAAAUCGUUAAUGCAGAAGGCUUAAGUUUGCCUAUUUUGGCAAUGAAGCAUGAAGAGUUACAGGAAGAAAUUAAAGUGUGUGCAGCCAAAGCCUUGCAAAAGGGACAAGCCUUAGUUAAUAAAGCAGAUUCUCACAGCUCUUGGAUAAUGGGAAUUCAGAAGAUGAUAGAGUGUAUUCAGAAAAAAGUAGAUCAACUAAUUGGGCAGUGUCCAAAUUACAAAGAACUUACUUUGAAGAAACAACAAUUGACUGCAUCACUUGAAGAUCAUCUAAAUAAGGUAUCACAAUCAAUUAAAAUAAUCACCCCAGUGAUUUUAACUGGUAUGGAGAUUGGUUCUUAUUUGUCCGAGUCUGAAAGAGUAUUGAAUAGACAUCUUGAACUGGCUAAUCAAACGAAGGAAACUUCACGUGAACUGGAAGCAGCUGAAAGAGUCAUAAAAGAUUUGGAAGAAUUUGAACCUGUGCAAGUGGCAGCUCUUUCUAGCAAAGCUGACUUUUUGAAUGAAGAACUGAAAAAAAUUAAAAGAAAUAUUAAUUCAAAGCUAGAAGUUCUUGAAACUUAUGUGCUGUUUUUAAAGUCAGCUACGGAGGUGAAUGACCAUAUUCGAAAUCUGAAGGAGCUGUAUAAAUCAGAAGCUCUGCAAGCAAACACUGAGACUGAAAAUAAAACUGCAAUUGAGUCAGCUAAUAAUCAGUGGCAAAAGGCUAUAAAGAAAAUAUUUUCCACUCAAGAUAUGGGUCACAGUUUUCUUAAUUUAGUAAAUAUGGUAAAUAAGAGCUUAAUAGUAGAAGUAGAAAAAUCUGUACGAGUAACAGAAGACAUCAUUAUUGAUCUCAGUAAAGAAAAGAAAGAGCUGACUGAUCUUUGGGCAAUCUGGAAUUACAAAGUUAAUCAAGUAAAACCCAUCAAGCAACAGUGCUGGAUAUUUAAAGAACAACUCAAAAAGACUACCUUGGGGUUAGAGAUUCUUCAAGAUGCAUUCAGACUUGCAGCGAUAGUGGACCUUGGAAGUGACCUUCAUAUUAUUUUGGAGCUACAAAAAACACUUAACCAAAAGAAACCACAGUUUCAGCAACUGAAUGCUGAGCUUGAGUACAUGGUAAAAUUAUUAGAACUGCUGAGCCAAGAAGGGUUUUCUGGCAAAGAGAAUUCUAAGAGAAUAAGUGAGCUGAUUCAUCUCCAUCAAAUGAUAAAGGACACAAUGAGGGAAUAUGAUAAUGUCUUCAACAAGACAGUCCAAUUCCAUCAUGUUAAAAAAGAACUGGAAUGCUUGUCAAAAUCAGGAGAACUGGAUAUUCCUGAAAUAAAUGAGAGCCCUGAAGAUGUGCACUGUGCGAAAGCCCACCUUGUGAAUGCUCAGGAGAAACAUGCAUGGAUCAGACAUCUGUAUAGACUGGCUCUUACACAGGGAGCAUGUAUUGUGUCUGCAGUGCAGCAACCUAAUCACUUAAAUCUUUCUGUAAAUAAUCUGAAGCGGGAACUUGCUAGACUUGAGUUUGACAGCAUUAGCUGGAGCUCCAAAGCAGAAAAAUAUGAGGAAGAACUAUCACGCAAUUUCCAACACUGUGCUGCUCACGAGGAGAUAAAUGAGCUCAGAGAAUCAUUUAAGGAUCUUAAAAAGAAAUUCAACAAUCUGAAGUUUAACUAUACUAAAAAAACUGAAAGAGCUCGAAACUUGAAAGUACUUAAAAUACAGAUUCAGCAAGUUGAUACGUGUGCUGAGAAAAUACAGAUUCUUAAGAAGAAGAUGGUUAAUUUAGAGAACAAAGUCAUUGAUUCUGUGGCAAACCCGGCUGAUGCUAAAGGCAAAGUCCUCCUCGGGUCAGUCAGUGAGUUACAAAAACAGCUGAGUGACUUCGGCAAAGUUGUGGAGGAUUACAAGCAAAAUCUGGAUCUUGUGGAGCAUCUGCAACAGAUGAUGGAAGAGUGUCAAUUUUGGUUUGAAGAUGCGAGUGCAACAGUUUUUAGAGUUCACAAGUAUUCUUCAGAGUGUAAAACAAGAGAAGCAAUAGAGUCUCUCUACAAGCAAUUCAGUAAGUUUAUUGAGCCCACAGUGCCUCAACAAGAAGAAAAAAUUCAGGAGAUUACGGAGCUUGCUAAGCGAUUAUAUGGUAUUGAAGAAGGAAAGAAAUAUGCUCAAAAAACCAUAUCAAAGUACAAAGAGGUUCUUAAUUCUAUUGAUGAGUUAUGUAGAUCUCUGAGACAACUUAAGGAGAUUCAGAAAGGUGCGUUUGCUGAAGAGUUGGCUGCAGUACAAAAAGCAGAAACAGGAAAUGGUCAAGAUGUAUGUACGGAUGCUAUUAAAGACAAAGCAGGGGAACAAAGGCAAAAGGUUACGUCAGAUAUUUUACGCGUGAAUUCAGAAAGCAUUGCAGAGAAGAAAAGCUGCACUCUUUCUCCUUCUGCCAACACUAAACAG
Molecule: messenger RNA, 3552 nt
Organism: Tinamus guttatus (white-throated tinamou)
Lineage: Eukaryota; Metazoa; Chordata; Aves; Tinamiformes; Tinamidae
Source: RefSeq, a predicted model, not a curated record